Theileria equi strain WA is the source of this 2406-nucleotide messenger RNA. RefSeq lists its product as hypothetical. Gene Ontology annotation, biological process: DNA damage checkpoint signaling; DNA repair; mitotic DNA replication checkpoint signaling. The record is from RefSeq and is a predicted model, not a curated record. The transcript has a single exon. Lineage: Eukaryota; Apicomplexa; Aconoidasida; Piroplasmida; Theileriidae. Gene Ontology annotation, molecular function: chromatin binding. Bases 1 to 2406 code for a protein of 801 amino acids.
AUGCAACCAUUCAUGGUUGAUGAUAUUCCUUGGAGACCCCAGGAGAUUGAAGCAUUGAGAAAGUUCUUGCUGGAUGUAAAGUCAAGAGGGCAACUUACGCAUACUACGAAGAGUGAUUCUUACAAUGUUUGUAUUUUAAAGGGUCAGACAGGAAGUGCCAAGAUGUCAACAAUUAAACUCCUAUGCAAUAACUGUGGUUUGAAAAUAAUAGAGUACGACCCAUUUGAUGUUUCUGCAGUUUGCAGGCCUGAAGAACAUGAUUCUGCAAUUUCAUCGUUAGUAUCAUUUUUGGAAACUGCAACAAGUAGAUCAGGACUUAAAAUGACUAAGAACUCUUUAACUUUUUCAAGCGGAAGUUUAGCCUGUCCCCUUGUUUUAGGUUCAAGGAAAAUAAAGCGUUUGAAAUGCACAAGCGAAAAUGCAAAUGCUGAAUCUAAUACUUCAAAUAGCGAACCUCAUUUGAUUUUGGUUUCGGAUUUGCCUAGAACCAUACUAACUAGCAAAUCUUCAUCCUUGUACGAAAUUCAGUACCUUUUAAAGUCUAUAGUAAAUGGUCAAAGCACUCAUAAUGAGAAAACUUACCCUUUGCUAAUUUGUGUAAACAAUUCAGCUGAGGAUACAAUGAUCUUAAAAAGAAUCCUUCCGAAUAAUUAUACAAAACAUCCAAAAUGUCUAAACUUGAAUCUAAAGAACAUAUCAAAAACUAAAAUGAAGUCUCUUUUAAAGUUGGAUAAAAAAUUCCAGCGGUUUGAUAGCCAUUUUAAUAGUCUUCUUCUGGACUAUGUUGCCAACAUUAGCUCAGGAGAUAUUAGAUACGCCUUUAAUAAUCUUCGGUUUUACCUUUCAAAUAGUAAGGACCAAGGUUCCAAUACUAUAUCGCAAUUUGAUACAUUAAAGGCUCAUAUGUUGGAAAGGAAUAUCUUCAAUACAUUUGGUUUACUUGGAAGGGUUUUAUAUAACAAGAGAUUACCAAUUAGCCUCUCUUGUCCUAAUGAGAAUAAAACAAUACCAAUGAAUAUGAACAUUUCCAGAUUCAAGAAAUGCAUGGAUAUUAGCAGAGCUAUCCAAAUUUACGAAACGGAAUACGUGGAUGGAGUUAGUUGUGAUUACGCUGAUAUCUUGGAGAUAAUUCCACUUAUUGAUUCAACAAUUGCUAGUAUGGAGUCAUCUAUCACUUACGAGCCUCCUACACAAGAGUUUGUGACCUUUAGUAGCACACAAAAGAAGCCCAUUGUUUCUCAAACUGAAAGUAAAAAGCCUCACACUAGCGAUUCAAACCCACAUGUAGACUUAGAACUAGUUAAUAAUGAAAACUUGGUCCUCACAUGCGAAGGGAACGUGGGUGGUACAGAUUCUGUGAAUCUAUACGAUCCGCUAAACAUGGUCAUGUGGAACAAGGGAUAUUUUGAUGAAUCAUUUUCAGCGGAAAUUCCUGCAAAUGUGCGAUUAUUUGGGUUAGUUGAUCCUUUUGAUGAAAAGAAUCCUCUUGGAUAUACAAAAUGGCCUAAAAUUGAAAGCAAGGGCGAUUGCACUCCUUCUAGACACACCAGACAUGAUAUGCUUCCUAAGUUGAGCAGACCACAAUUAUACUACGAUCCAGAUUCUAUAAUAGAUGAUUUAAAUUCUGAAUACAAUUAUUUUGUAAAUUCAAUGUUUGAUAACUACUCUGAUCUUUUUGGAAACAUUGAUGAUUGUGCUACAUUUUCUACUCAUUUGACUUGUGCUGAUAUGUUUUAUACAAGAGUAAAGGGAGCCUCUUACUAUAUCGGGGAUGAUAUUGGAAUUAAUAGGCAUUUUAUAUCUAUUUGUAUACGGGCAGCUGUAGAUUCUAAUUUGAGUGGUUUUGAGGGGACAAAGAAUGAGUUUCACCCAUUUACAAAGUAUACCACAAGUGGAAGCAUAAAAUACAAGACAGAUUACAUACGUGGGCUAUAUGACUCUUAUAGGAUGGAUGUGCACAAGUUAUUAACAAGUGACGAAUAUAUACCAUCACACUCCAGCAUACACGCAUCGGCAAGUAAGGCAUUCAUAGAGACGCUUCCAAUGACAUUUAUUGCACUAACACAUAGCACUGAGCCAAAACAUACACAGGUUCAUGAUGUUUAUGAAAAUGUACAAGAUGACUCUAGAAGAACAUCAAUAGAGAGUACCUUUGAGGAUAUAAUGACGUUGGAUGUGCUCGACCAAGUGGAUGAAUUAAUGCAAGGGACUGGAUCAAAGAAUGUAAACACAAGAGGUAGAAAUGAUUCUGUAAACCUUAUAAAACUCAUGGACACAGUUACACCCAGGUUCAAGGAUUUGCUUAGCGAAAUCAGCAAGCACUAUGCCAACUUUGGGGGCAAUUCACAAAUUCAAAUUACACACAGUAUCAAGCAAGCUUAUGAGCGUAUUUCAGAUAGCUCUUAG